Messenger RNA from Klebsormidium nitens, 532 nucleotides. The record is from the annotation of a GenBank genome assembly. NCBI's taxonomy places the organism in Eukaryota, Viridiplantae, Streptophyta, Klebsormidiophyceae, Klebsormidiales, Klebsormidiaceae.
AGGGAUUGACUUCGAAGAGGUCUACGCCCCGGUGAGCAAGCACACAACGUUGCGUGCACUGCUGGCGGUGGUUGCGGAGCGUGACUUGGAGCUGCAUCAGCUGCACGUCAAAACGGCGUUCCUUAACGGGGAGCUAGAGGAGGAGAUCUACAUGCAACAGCCGCCGAGAUACGAGCAAGUAGAUCUGGACCGUUCCGAGGUCCAACUCGAGAUCUUCACGAGCUCGCGGAACUACAGCGCCUCCUUCACCGCUUGCGCUGUGGUCAUGUACUCCGCUUCUACUGUCGAGGCCGCCACCGUUGGCUGCAGCCUGCUCGACCAGCUCACCGCCCUUCCUUACAUCACGAAUCAGGAAGACGCACCCCGUUCUAGAGUGCCUCGUGUCCACGUUUCUUGCGUAAUCCGCGUCACAAUGCCAACGAGAGCCUCCUCGCUCCCCCCGAAGGUUAUUCCGUCCUUCCGCCGUCCCCGCCGGAUAGCGCACAACCCGAGCGGCGCCCACCAGUGCGCCUCCGUUGGCCCCGCCAUGUAG